Messenger RNA from Capsella rubella, 2464 nucleotides. RefSeq lists its product as uncharacterized. NCBI's taxonomy places the organism in Eukaryota, Viridiplantae, Streptophyta, Magnoliopsida, Brassicales, Brassicaceae. The record is from RefSeq and is a predicted model, not a curated record. The transcript has 4 exons. Bases 175 to 2328 code for a protein of 717 amino acids.
UAAAAGCUCCCUGUGUACCUGUUCGAUUCACAUAAAUCUUCUCCGGCGAAGCUAUAUCUCCAGCGACGUAUACACCGACGGAGCUUGACAAUGUCUCUAAUUCUAGCUACCUACUACCAGAUUCAGUGAGGUCAUACUGAAGCUGAGUUUGAGAAGCUUUCUUUCACUCAUGUUAUGUCUGAUUUGAAGACAACUAGUUCUAGCAAAGCCAAGGAGACAACUACUGAAUCUAUCAAAAAACUCAUUGCUCAAGAGAUGUCAAAAGAGCUUGUUGAAGAUAGACAGACACAGAGUUCUAAUAAUGUGGUUGCUAAAUUAAUGGGUCUAGAGACUGCUACACCAAGGAGCAGAUCCAGAAGCUCUUCGUUGACUUGUGUGGGUAGUAACGAAACGGGGAAGUUUCAUAAGCAUCAUAGAGAAGAUGAAAUCUGGGAUCAAAAAGCCAACCUUUCAAGAAAAGGAAAGUGUGAUGCAAGUAUGAGUGAUAAACAGAUGGAUCUUGUUCGUCGGAAGUUCAUGGAAGCGAAACACUUGGUAACAACAGAUGACAAGACUCUUCACAGGUCCAAGGAGUUCCAAGAAGCACUCCAAGUUUUGAGCUCCAACAAAGAUUUGUUUGUUAAGUUUCUCCAGGAAUCAAACUCUUUGUUUUCUCAGCAGACUUCUGAGUUUCAGCCUGUUUCUCCUCAUCCAGAGGCUAAGCGCAUUACGGUAUUGAGACCUUCAAAGGCUGUUGGUGCUCAGAGAUGUGUGGUUGAUGAUAGUAAGAUAUCGGCUUCUUUGGAUCAGGAAACUGGAUGGAUCAAUGAUGCGCAGCCAACUCGAAUAGUUGUCUUGAAGCCUAGUCCUGGGAAGGCUCUAGAUAUAAAGGCUAUUGCUUCACCAUCUCCUUAUUUUGACGAGGCUGGAGAUGCUGAGACUAGAGAAGUGGCAAAGGAAAUUACACGUCAAAUACGCCAAACUUUUGGGGGUCACUGCAGGAACGAGACUCUUUCUUCUUCUUCUUCUGUCUUGUCCAAUGGCUAUAUCGGUGAUGAUUGUUCGUUACACAGGUCAAAUAACGAAUAUCCAGUGGGAAACAUUAGCAUCUCUGAGAUCAUGUCACCAUCCUCUAGGCACUCAUGGGACUGUGCAAACAGGUUUGAGAGUCCUUUCUCUUCCUCUUCACUCAGCCGAGUCUCGUUUUCUCCAGACUCAUCUGUCUACAGAGAAGCAAAGAAACGGCUCUCUGAGAGGUGGGCAAUGAUGUCACUAAACGGAGAAACACAGGGACAACAAAAGGCCUCAACGGCUUUGGGGGAAAUGCUUGCACUUUCAGAGACGAAAACGCCUACCGGAUCCAAUGAAGAGAGCAACAAAGUGAAACAAGAAACAAGGCAAUCAAUUUCACGCAUUGGUAACGGUUUAGAUGAAGUUGAAAGCACAAGUGGUUCCCUGAAUACCCUUGAAAGGUCAAAGUCAGUCCCUGAAAUUAGGCUCAAUGGUGAAACCUCAAAAGCACUAGCUCACCGAGAGCUUACUGAGUCAAGAAGCUUAAAGUCUUCAUGGAAAGUUUCAAGCUUCUUCUUCUUCCGGAAUAAGAAAUCAAACAAGGAGAAGACAGCUGCACCAUCUCAAUUGGCUAUACACCGUGAUGCAUUUCGACAACAAAGCAUAUUUACAAACGAGGGAGAAGUGGCAAAUGAAAACCAGGACCAGCCGAGUCCAGUUUCGGUUUUACAGCUCGAUUUCGGAGAGGAAUGUUCUGGAUCAGCAAAGCCAUGGACCACUGAAGGAGAAGAAAUGUCUCUGAAAUCUAAUCUAAUUGACAAAUCACCUCCAAUUGGAUCAAUUGCUCGGGUUCUCUCAUGGGAGGAUGAGUCAUACACAGACACAACUAACUCCACAAUGGGAAUUGAGGAAGAUGAAGACUGGUAUGGCUUCAUCAAAACGCUCUUAACCGCGUCUGGUUUCAGCGGUAGUGACUCGCUUAUGGCCCGGUGGCACUCACCAGAUGGCCCCUUAGACCCAUCACUAAGAGACAAAUGUGCCAACAAGGAGCUCAUCAAACGCAGGAAACAAAGAUCAAACUGCAAACUCGUUUUUGACUGUGUUAAUGACAUCAUAAAAGUGACAACAUCAACACUUGCACGCACCAGCUUGACCAAGGGAUUUGACAUGAUGGAGCAUGUUUGGACAGAGUUACAGGACUGGGCGGUGAGUGACGAGAUUGUCGGAAAAGUGUGGAGUUAUAGUCGAGAAAUGGAAAUGAACAACUUGGGGAUUGAAAUUGAAGUGAUAUUGCUGCAAGAGUUGGUUGAAGAGGCAGUCUUCGAUCUUACUCGAUGAAAGAACGUAUAUAUACAUUGAUAUAAGCUUUUGUAAUAAAACAUAUAUAGAUGAUAUAAUUUAAGUAUAAGUUUAACCUAUAGAUACAUUUUACAUUAAUCUGUUUCUGGUGCCCAAUUCAAAUUAAAUUUUGUCU